Messenger RNA from Aspergillus terreus NIH2624, 3354 nucleotides. RefSeq lists its product as uncharacterized. The coding region runs from base 1 to 3354 and encodes 1117 amino acids. Gene Ontology annotation, biological process: rRNA processing. Gene Ontology annotation, cellular component: nucleus. The transcript is spliced from 8 exons. NCBI's taxonomy places the organism in Eukaryota, Fungi, Ascomycota, Eurotiomycetes, Eurotiales, Aspergillaceae. The record is from RefSeq and is a predicted model, not a curated record. Gene Ontology annotation, molecular function: RNA binding; kinase activity; ATP binding.
AUGGAGUCGAUGUCACCCGUAUACUCGGCGCCAACAGCGGCGGAGAGCAGCUAUUCCCCGCCAUGGGCCGAUCUGAGUAUCAUCGGUAUUGCUGGGAGCUCCGGCUCUGGCAAGACAUCGGUAGCCAUGGAGAUUGUGAAGUCGCUGAAUCUGCCGUGGGUGGUGAUUCUUGUUAUGGAUUCAUUUUACAAAAGCUUGUCCCCAGAAGAGCAUGCCAGAGCCCACCAAAAUGAAUUCGACUUUGACUGUCCGGACGCCUUGGACUUUGAUGCCCUAGUGCAGACGCUGAGAGACCUAAAGCAAGGAAAGAAGGCAAACAUUCCUGUUUACUCUUUCGCUCACCACCAGCGUCAACCACAAACCACCACUCUUUACUCGCCUCGGGUUUUGAUCUUGGAAGUUUUGCGCGAUGUCCGCGAGCGAGGACGAGACAUUGAAGGCAUCAUCAAACAAUGGUUUGCUUAUGUCAAGCCUUCGUAUAGGAAGUUUGUGGAACCCCAGAGGGCUGACUCUGACAUGGUUGUGAAACAUAUUCAACGCAAAUUGGACGAGAAAUCAGAGAAGCACAGUGAGGACCUGCGCAAGCUCGGCCUGAUUGCCUCGGAACUGCAACUAUCAUCCAAUGUCAUCGUGUUGCCUCAAACCCCACAGUUCGUCGGCAUCAAUACGAUCCUCCAGAACCCAGAGACCGAGCAAGUAGACUUCGUGUUCUACUUUGACAGACUUGCUUCUAUGCUAAUCGAAAGAGCAUUAGACAUGACCAAAUACCUCUCCGCGGUUGUAGAAACGCCACAGGGAACUUCGUUCAACGGACUGCACCCUUCAGGCAUUAUGUCCGCCGUAGCAAUCUUGCGAGGCGGAUCUUGUCUCGAAACCGCUCUUAAGCGGACCAUUCCUGAUUGCAUAACUGGUCGCAUGCUUAUCCAAACUAACGAGCGGAACGAAGAGCCUGAGCUGCAUUAUCUGAAGCUGCCUGGAGGUAUUGAAGAGCAUAGCAUGGUUAUGCUACUGGAUCCCCAGAUGUCCAGCGGAGGCGCCGCCCUAAUGGCGGUCCGCGUCUUGAUCGACCAUGGAGUGGAAGAGACCGCCAACCUCCAUAUGCAUGUGUAUAUACGUAGUUUCUACAUAUCGCAAGGAAAUACUACAACAAUACUACAGAGCCUUGGAUAUGAUCUCCCGAAAGAGGAGCGCACGGACCACUCGAGCAGUCCGGCAGCGAAGAAUCUUUGGUUCCGCCGCCGAGAAAAUUCCCUUAUCGCGAUCGCAAUCACCGAUCCUCGAUUCGCAAACAUCCAAACCGAUCCUCGCUACCGCCUCCCCAGUAAACGGCACACCCACGUGAAACUGGACAAGCGAUUCGCCCAUCUCUUGAGCGACAAGGAUUUCUCUCGCAACGCGGCAGUGGACCGCUACGGACGCAAGCUCGCCCGCGACGACACGAAAAAGCAACUGGAGCGAUUCUACCAAUUGGAGGAGGACGAACAAGGAGACGAUGUCAGCGUCGAUGACGACGAGGAGGUGUUGAAGGAGCUGAGAAAGGCCGAUGCUCGGCCGUACGACCCUGCGCGAGACGGCGGGUUUUCGUCUUCCUCGUCAGAGGAGGAAAGCUCCGACGAAGAGGAGGAUGAGGACGAGGAUGAGGAAUUUGCUGGGGCGGGCGAGGAACUCCAGUUCCCGGAUAAACAGCAGCUAGAUGUACCGACUGGCGAUGUGACCUCUCGCAUUGCCGUGGUUAAUCUCGACUGGGACAACAUCCGCGCGGAGGACCUGCUGGCAGUCUUUUCGAGUUUUGUGCCGGCCGGUGGCAAGGUGCUGAAAGUGUCGGUCUACCCGAGUGAGUUCGGCAAGGAGCGCAUGGAGCGGGAGGAGGUCGAGGGACCUCCGAAGGAGAUCUUUGCGUCUACCAAGGGGGAUGAUGAGCCCAGUGACGAGGAUGACGAGGUGGAUUCUGAUGAGGAGGAAGAGAAGAUCAAGCAGUCGAUGCUGCAGGAAGACAAGGGCGAGGAGUUCAACUCGACACAGCUACGAAAGUAUCAGUUGGAGCGUCUACGUUACUUCUACGCCAUCCUCACCUUCUCGUCCAAGGACGUCGCCAAACACGUCUACGAUCUUGUGGAUGGAGCGGAGUAUCUCUCGAGCGCGAACUUUUUCGACCUUCGCUUUGUCCCCGACGAGACGGAUUUCUCGGAGGACAAGCCCCGCGACGAGUGUGAACGGAUUCCGGACGGCUACCAGCCUAACGACUUCGUGACCGACGCCCUGCAGCAUAGCAAGGUCAAGCUGACCUGGGACAUGGAGGACAAGUCGCGCAAGGAGGCCCAAGCCCGGGCCUUCCGCGGCAGUCGGAAGGAGAUUGACGAAAACGACCUGAAGGCUUAUCUUGCCAGUGAUAGCUCCGAUGACGAGGAUGACGAGGAGGCCGUCGAAGUGGUGGAUACUACGAAAGAAGGAGAAUCUAAAUCCAAGGUUUCCAAGAAAGAGGAGGAGAGGCAGCGCAUGCGUGCUCUUCUCGGACUCAGCGCAGAGCCGUCCCACACCAAGUCCGACGGCCCUGUCGGGGAGAUGGAGGUGACCUUCACGUCUGGUCUUGCGGGAGGCCCCCAGCGCGACAGUAUCUUUGAGAACGAGCCCCAGAUCGAAGAAACGACGAUCGAGAAAUACAUUCGCAAGGAACGUGAGAGAAAGAAGCGGAGAAAGGAGAAGCUGAAGGCGGCCAAACGAGGUGAGCCUUUGGCUGAAGGUGAGACGAAGGAUGAAGAGGAGUCUGGAGACGAACAGAAGGCGCCUGAAGAGGAAGAUCUGGGCUUUGAUGAUCCUUUCUUCGACGAUCCUAGCGGCAAGGAAUCCGCUGCAGCUCGGCGCAAGGAGGAGAAGCGCAAGAAGCGUGAAGAACGUGCAGCGGAAGAGGCCGCGGAAGCAGCCAAGCGGGCCGAACUCGAGCUGCUGAUGGUGGAUGACGACAAGUCGGGCGUGAAGCAUUUCGACAUGACCGAAAUCGAGAAGGCCGAGAAACAAGCCCGGAAGAAGAAGGGCAAGGGCAAAGGCAAACAAGUGGAGGUCCAGGACAAUUUCCAGAUGGACGUUAGCGAUCCUCGAUUCAGUCGGUUGUUCGAGAGUCACGAAUUCGCGAUCGACCCGACCAAUCCUCGAUUCAAGGCGACCAGCGGAAUGAAGGCCCUGCUAGAGGAAGGUCGUAAGCGCCGUCGGGACCGGACUGAUCGGGAUGAUGAGGCGGAAACGAAACCCGAGGAUCGCAAGAAGAAGCAAAAGAAGCAGAAAAAGGAGGCUGGCGGGGAUGCGGACGAGUUGAAGAAGUUGGUGGCCAAGGUGAAGCAGAAAACGCAACAGAAGUAG